Molecule: messenger RNA, 1957 nt
Organism: Zophobas morio
Lineage: Eukaryota; Metazoa; Arthropoda; Insecta; Coleoptera; Tenebrionidae
Product: nose resistant to fluoxetine protein 6-like
Exons: 10
Coding region: 1-1947 (648 amino acids)
Molecular function (GO): acyltransferase activity, transferring groups other than amino-acyl groups
Source: RefSeq, a predicted model, not a curated record
AUGCAACUUCGCUCCAUUUUCCUCAUUGCAGCGAUUUUCCUAUCCCACAAUCCGUAUGCAGAAUCUAAGUUCUUCAAACCAAAAACUCUGCUGAAUUUUUUCGUCCAGCCAAUGAUUCACGUAGUUAAUUCAAGUUUGAACGGAACAAAAUGCGCCGAAGAUUUAAGAAAAAUAGUUUCUGGGGUGUACAACAUGGAAAUCUGGGCUAUGGAAAUGCUUGAUGCCAGUAGUAAAUUCGACAUGGGAUUGCUCACCGGAAAUACUAAGCUUUAUGGAAACUACGACCUGUGUAUUUCAGUCCAGAACAAUGUUAAGGGAAGCGCGGUGGAUGGCCAGUACUGUACCAUUCCUUUUACGCUAGACGACUAUUUGAAGAAAGAUUUAUACAAUGCUGUGGCGAUCUACCAGAAAAACAAACCCCACGAGAGUGUCAUCAUCGACCAGAUGACCUACUACUACGGUCUUUGCAUCCCUACAUCUUGCACUCUGCCAAAUGUGGCCAAAAUAUGGUCCAAACUAAAAAUUCUCCUGCACCUUCCAGCACAGACAAAAUUUCAAGAAUCGCAAUGUUACACCAAAGACCGGAAAAUCCAACCCAGCAAAAUCGACCCCUACAUCUUCACGAUCUACGACGUGUACAUCCGCAGCAAAAAAAAGGAACCCAAUAUUUUCGUGUGCGCCUCUUGGUACACCAACACGAAAAAGCUGUUGUCGACUCAUUGCGAAAACGACACCCUGAAGUGUUUGUACGGGGUUAAAGUCAUCAGCUCUGUGUGGAUAAUUGUUACGCACCUCGCAAUAACUAAAGUCCAUUUUAGUGUUAACCCGCUUUAUGCGGCGUUCGAGUGGUUGCAUCGGGUGGAGAAUUCCGUGUUUUCAGCAACUCCUUUUGCCGUAGACACGUUUUUUAGCAUUAGUGGCAUGUUGGUUGUUGUUGUUGGUUUGAAGGUUUUUGAUAUGAGGCCGGUUCAUUGGGCUCUUUUGUAUAUGCACAGGAUUUUGAGAAUAGGGCCGGCUUUAUUGGCGAUUAUUGCUGUUAAUGUCACUUUUGUUAAGUACAUGGUUGAAGGGCCGUACGUUGUGCAUAUUCUGCAUGAAUUGAAGACACAGUGUGAAAACAACUGGUGGACUACUUUGUUUUUUGUCAAUAACUUCGUGAGGAAUAGCGAACGGUGUGUUCCUCACACAUGGUACUUAUCAAUCGACACCCAACUGUACCUAGCAACGCCACUUCUAAUCUACUGUCUAAGAAAAAAACCGAAGCUCACCUUCUUAGGAAUCACCUUGAUUUGUAUCUUAAGCAUGCUCUACACUUGGCACGUAGUAGUCAAAAACAACUACGGAUUCAUAAUGUACUGGGACGUUGGUGUUGAAGGCAUCUACUUUUCCACCAUCAGUCGACUGCCUGCAUGGUUCGUCGGGACCUUCUUCGGCUACGUGCUUUACCGAGACUCGCACAAGAAAAUCCGAAUUUCGAAACAAGUCAAUUCGGCUCUAUGGGCACUGGUUUUAAGCACAAUAGUUGCUCUUGUUUUUUACCACAAGAUUUCAUUUCAAGGGGAAUACAAAGAAUACAUUUCUGCAUUUUACCACACUUUUUGUAGGUUAUUUUGGUGUUUGUCUGUUUGCUAUAUCAUUCUGAGUUGCUGCACCGGACAUUCAAAACUUGUGGACUCUUUUUUGUCGCACCCUGUAUUUAUCGUAAUGGGGAAACUCACUUAUAGUCUUUAUCUGGUACACCUGACUGUCAUCUUCGUGGUGAUGGCCCACAGAAAACAUCUCGGGUACUUCAGUAGCUUUGAAAUUUGGUUUGAGUUCUGUGGCCACUUUAUGAUAAUGUUAAUAAGUGCCACAUUGUUAUUUUUGGUGUUUGAAGCGCCUGUGUUUUCUUUCCUUAAGUUAAAAACACGCAAAUACAGUAAUCAAAAUUAUAAAAAGGUGACAUAAUGGCAAUAAA